This is a messenger RNA of Funneliformis caledonium, 138 nucleotides long. NCBI's taxonomy places the organism in Eukaryota, Fungi, Glomeromycota, Glomeromycetes, Glomerales, Glomeraceae. The record is from the annotation of a GenBank genome assembly.
AUGGAAGAAAGUUCUUUAGAUGUUAAAGGUGGAUUCAGUCCGGUUGAUUCCGAAGGGUUCAUUAAGAAUAGUGAUAUAUUUGAAAAUCUUAUAGAUAUGCCGCAACAAACAAUUAAUUUACUUGAGGAACAAAAAUGA